ACAAAGCCUAAAAAAACUCACUAUCACAGAGAAAUUGAACCCGUUGAGGUUGAGCUCAUAAACUUGAAAUUUAUUUUCUUGUUCUUAGAACAAGACUUGAAAUUUCAGAAACAGGACACUCAAGACAAAUGGGAAUCAGUGGAGACCCUCGAACAUUCAGGUAGGUUGUAGUGCAAAAUUAAGGAAGAAGGAAUGAGUGCAAGUAGUUUGGUUGCAGAUACAGUUUGGAAAACCAUUGAAUCAACCCAAUCAGUGACUGAGGAGCAGCUUUCAAUCUUGCAUUUCUUGUUUGGUAAGAAUCUUGAGAGGGCAACAAAGAUAGUGGAUCAGAGAGGUGUCAAAAAGAUCUCUGGUCAGCCCAGCGGUCGUUCCAUCUUUCAGGUGGUGGGAGAAUCACGGAGGAAGGAGGAGUAUUUCUGUUUUCCUGAACACUAUUGUGCCUGUUAUUCAUUUUUUUAUGACAUUGUCAACAGAGGAGAACAACUUUGUUGUAAGCAUCAAUUAGCUGCAAGACUUGCAGCAGCAUUAGGAGCGUUCAUUGAUGUUAAAGUGUCCGAUGAGCAACUGGCUCUCUUACUCAUCAAACUAUAACGUGUGGAGAUGGAAGGGAUCUGACUUUAAAAAAGAAGAUGUAUGGUCCAAGAGAAUUGUAGCAAAAGUUUUUAUUAAUUUCGUAGGCUUCUGACUUUGGAAGCAACUACCAGCAAUGAAAUUCUACAACUACUUCCGGGAGAUGAAAUAAUAGAUCACUAAUUCGGUUGAGCUUUGCAACUUACUGUACCACAAAAUCUUUCAGAAUUCCAUAAUCAGGUCUACUUCUCAACAAGCGAUGCAAUAUUAGCUUUGAUCCUUUACUGAUGCAACGAUGGCCAUACUCGGAACUCUGGCUCUGGUGCUGCAAACGAUUAUGUACAUUUCAGUCAAGAUCAAACAGGCUUUAGUAUAAUUUAGAUUUAGGAGACUCUGGCACCACAUUUCAUUUCAUUUUGAUCUUGAUUUAUAGAAAGUGUCAUUCCCCGUUGGCAUUCAUGGAUUACAUUAAAUUUAUGUCAUUCUUGUGUUGUCAUUGUAAACUCAAGAAUCUAACUUGUUUCCACGGUUUGAUCUUUUGGUAAUAUUUGCACCUUGACUUGAAA
Messenger RNA from Populus nigra (black poplar), 1136 nucleotides. RefSeq lists its product as uncharacterized. Gene Ontology annotation, molecular function: zinc ion binding. Lineage: Eukaryota; Viridiplantae; Streptophyta; Magnoliopsida; Malpighiales; Salicaceae. Gene Ontology annotation, biological process: double-strand break repair via homologous recombination. Gene Ontology annotation, cellular component: Shu complex. The transcript is spliced from 5 exons. The coding region runs from base 193 to 591 and encodes 132 amino acids. The record is from RefSeq and is a predicted model, not a curated record.